AAAACGUGAUUGGCAAAAGAUAAGACUGUGCCAAACUUGCGAACAUAAAAGGAACCUCUUCUCAUUGCCGAUACAAUUAAUACCGCAGUAUAUUCCAACGAGUGCUUGUCCACAAUGGUCUUUUCAGUGGUUUUCGUUGCUUGUCUUGUUUCUGUGGCAGUGGGUAUGACAACACCCCCACACCAUCACCAUUCCCAUGUGUCACACCCGCACCAUCAUCACUCCACGCACGAGGCAAAUAUCAACGAAGCUUUCUCCUUCCAUUACGAUGCUCAUUCGACGUCCCUUGCAGUGAAAACGCACAAACACUGCUACUUGUACAUGCUCACAGCCGAUGAACAAACCACAGUACACACAUCAACUGGCCUUCACUCCAUCGAGAAGACCGUUAUCGAUCUGAUUGACGCCAACAGCGCCACCACCGCCGUCUCGGCACAAGACCUCACCACCAUGAGCCACGGACUGUCACAUUUCUGUGGAAAACUCACGGCCAUGAGAUUGAACUGAAUAAAGACGUCGUUAUUUCA
This is a messenger RNA of Magallana angulata, 527 nucleotides long. RefSeq lists its product as uncharacterized. The coding region runs from base 115 to 507 and encodes 130 amino acids. The transcript is spliced from 4 exons. NCBI's taxonomy places the organism in Eukaryota, Metazoa, Mollusca, Bivalvia, Ostreida, Ostreidae. The record is from RefSeq and is a predicted model, not a curated record.